Temnothorax curvispinosus is the source of this 3558-nucleotide messenger RNA. RefSeq names its product transforming acidic coiled-coil-containing protein 3-like (gene tacc). Lineage: Eukaryota; Metazoa; Arthropoda; Insecta; Hymenoptera; Formicidae. Gene Ontology annotation, cellular component: cytoplasm. The transcript is spliced from 7 exons. The coding region runs from base 473 to 3340 and encodes 955 amino acids. Gene Ontology annotation, biological process: cell population proliferation; mitotic spindle organization; cerebral cortex development. The record is from RefSeq and is a predicted model, not a curated record.
CUUGGGCCGUUACUGUCGUUAGUCGGACGAUCGUGAAGGUGAAGCUGCGUGAUGCGUGAAUCGCGCAACGAAUUCGCUCGCUGAUUGCUCAGGACGCUCAGCUCGUACGGUACGGUGGUGUCGGUGGUACGGACCGGUUGUGAACGGUGGUGUGGACUGUGGAGUGGACUCGUGGACUGUGGAGGUGGAGGUUGAACGCGCUAGGAAUCUACAUCGAAAGCGGCCGGGCGAAGUGUUUGCCGGAUUCUGCAUUCUGAUGUCAGUGCCAGUCUGCCAGCACUGCCACUACUGCCAGUGACACUCCGACUCCGAAUAACAGAAGUACGAGUGCAAACACGCCUCUGCGGGAAUUUUCUUUGUUCUCGAAAACACAAGUCUAGAAAGCGAAAGUGCUGCGAGCUUCGUCUUCGCCGUUCUCAAGCGUCUCCGAAAUCAAGACAAAUAUUUGGCGUAUCGAAGAAAAAGUCUGAGAAUGUCGAGCCCAAGAGGAUAUGCUCGCGAAGGCGAAAGAAUCGUAUUGAAAGAAAUAACCGCGACCCUCCAGAAUUCUUCACCGAUUCAGCUCUCUCGACGAAAGAGCGGCAACGAUAGUCCCGUGACUGUCCCGAAGACAACAGAGCAUGAGAUCAAGGUUCGUUUUGCCCGUGAGUUUGCCGAUGUAGGAUCGGUCACGGAAAAUCUCUGCUUGGCGCCGGAGAGUCUGUCGUCGGCCAGCAGUUUCCAUAGUCUCAGCAGCACUCUCAGUACCAAGAGCAGUAGCGGCAUAUGCCCCGAUUCGACACCCGAAACUCCAGAUGACGCCGCAGAUAUAUCAUAUGUGAACUCCAAUAUACCUGGUGUAGAGGACUUGAUUCUCGCGUGUGCAGACAUCCAUCUGGGAAGUGAAUACGACAGUCAGGAUCUCAGUCAAGAUCAGACCUUUGCAUCGGCCACAGACGAGACACCGUUUCCCACAAGCGAUUGUUCCCUUAACGAAGAUUUAUUGGACAGCACCGAUAACCAAACACAAGUGAUUGAGACGAGUUCUCAAUUACAUGGGACAACGUCCUUGAAUCAAACGCAUAUUUUGGGAUCGCCCAAUAACACACUUCCCGUUCAAGAUUCACAGUUCGUGAUUUCAUAUCCUCCUGCGGAAGAAUACGUACUACAAGUAGAAGAAUCGAUCGAUAAGCAUAUUCCACUACAGGAAAGUGCUAAUAUAGUGAGCGAGCUUGAAACGUGCAACGUUGCGAGUAGUAUUGUAAAAGAUUCACUGCCAACAAGUAAUGUGAAUGAUGAUCAGUUGAAUAUAACAACUACCGUUUCAACUGGUAAUAUAACUUUCAAUGUGAUCGCGCUUAGCGAAGAACAGGCAAUAGAAAACGAUUGCACCUCCGAAAUAUUACCUUUAAAAGAUCCACAGUUGUGUCCUACCGAAAUUUCUGUUCCGUCCAUAUCCUCAUUAGCGCAAUAUGCAGAUCUUUCGUUACCUAGUAUAUCCAGUAUAUCGUCGCCAUUAGAAGAUACUGAUAGUAACGCGAAAGAAACGGGUGUACAGGCUUUAUCGGAACCUAAGCAAGAUACAUCAACAGUAUUGUCACCUUCUGACAAUCUCGAUCAAAAAUUAUCGCAAAUAACUGUAAAUAAUUCUGUUGAUGAAGCAGAAAAGAACGAAAUUAUCAAAGAAGAGUUGCCUCAAUUGGAUAAUUGCAUUGUGUCAGAUAAAAAAGAUAACAUACAAUUACUAAAUAAGACUAGUAUUAUAGAACCAAACACUUUGGAAGCUAAACAGGAGGAAAACUUACAGACGAGUAUCGAUAAAAAAGAUUUAGAGACCGAGAAUAACGUGGUAUUGAAUGAAAUACAGAAGUUAAUUGAAGAAGAAAUUGCCAUAUGUAAUGAGACCCGUGUUAUAGAUAAACAAUGUAAUUUAUCAGAAACUGUAAUUAUAGAAAAAGAAAAAUAUAUUGCGGAGGGUGCAGCUGUGUCGAGUGCUGUUAAAGAAGAAACAUCCGUUGAAGAAGAACUCGAUCGUACGCUUACUUUACAAGAGAUAGAUAUAAACUUUGAACCUGAUGAAGAACAGUACGAGGAAUUUAAACCUCAACGACAAAGUACUACAUUGUCGUCAUUGAUUAAUGCAGAGUCGUAUUUUGAGGAAUUGAAAUCUACAGUUGACAAAGUUACUAGUGAGCUACUCAAUCCUUCACUGGAGCACACGGACGACACAGAUCAAUUUGUGAGCGCAACAUCUGAAAUUUUCCAGGAUCCUUCGACAUUUGAUUUCUUGUUAGCACGAAGUAAUUCUACGCAUUCAAAUCGUCUUAGAGCGGAAUCUUUGUAUGUUAAAUUUGACCCUUUGGUAUCGAACAUCAGCAUGUUGCCUCAAGGAAAUACCCAAACGAUAAACGAAGACAAAAAUGGCAAAAAUGAGUCGCCACUUCCUGAUGUCGGUACACCAAAACGUAAUCCUGCCAUAGCAGCUAUAGACAGACUGCUUUUUUAUAGUCCUCUUCCUAAUGCAACAGUGCAAAAGUCAGAGGAAGCGCAAGAAAAAAAUGAACAACCGGCAGAAGCGCCUAAAUCUGACGCACCACUUAUUGAUCAUAUAGAUAUGAGUAAAGAACUUGAACUUGUAAGAACGACGGUACUACAAUUGGAGGAAGAAUUAGAGAAACAGAAGAAAGAGCAUGAAGCAGAAUUGGAAAGACAGAAAGCAGAAUUGGAAAGACAGAAAGCAGAAUUGGAAAGACAGAAAGCAGAAUUCGAAAGACAGAAAGCAACCUUUCAGGAAAAAAUUAAUAAAUUACAGGCACAAAUGUCACAAGAGAUAAAAACCAAGACCCAGAUGACGGUUGUUGUGGAAGAGUACGAAAAGUCAAUUAGCAGAUUACUCACGGAGCGGGAAAGGGAUCGUACAAGCCUCGAACAAGACAAGGCAAAAUUGCAAGAAGAAUUGCAAGCUGCAAACCAUCAUCUAACUAAUACGGAAGCAGCGUUUAACGACGUCCACCAAAAGUAUGAGAGACUCAAAGGAGUUGUAUCGGCGUAUAAAAGUAACGAAACUGUAUUAAAAGAAAGUAUCCAAGAAAAUGUAGAAACCAUAAAAACAUUGGAAACACGAUACGAUCAGCUCAAGGAACAUGCAAUGACUCAACUAGAAAAAGCUAAUUUGGAGUUGGAUGGAAUACGAAAACAGAACGAAGCAGAAACAGUGAAGCUGCAUGCGAUGAUAAGGAAAGCAGAGCUUAAAAGCAAUUCGCUCGCUGAGCUUGUAGAACAGAAAACGAAGGAAAACAAAGAACUCGCGAAAAUCCUAGACGAAGUUAUCGCCAGGGUUGGUCACGGAAACUCUGAUUGAAAAUCAAGUAUCGCGAUUAGUCUUUAUUUUUUUACUUGUCCUUACUAUCUUAAAUACAAACUUAAAUAUGUUAGAUACGAUUGAUGUAUGGAUGUGCAUUAACUCGUAAAGUUAGUGCGUAAAAUUGCGUUUUGCUUCAGGAAAACGUCUUUUAUUAAUUAUUUAUAAGUUGUGAAAUAUAACUAUUUUAAAGCUAAUAAAACUAUGCUUAUUAAAAA